CGGAGUGCGCUCUGAUCGCUCUCAAUCUGCUGCCCCGUGCCCUCCAUCCGUCGGCUGUAGACUGGCGCGCGGAGCUGGGCAGGGAUAUCCGACGAGCUCUGAGGAGGAGGAGGAUGGGGAUACAGAUCAGCUGCUGAUGAAGAAAAUCUGAUGUGGAUGCUGAGCCUGAGGAGAGCCCAGGGAGCAGCAGCAGCAGCAGCUGUAGCAGUAGCAGCAACAGCAGGAAGGCUGUAGAUGCCCUCUCUACAGGUGCAGCUCCAGCCCAGGCCUCUACUGGAGAGCCAGGACAAAGAGGAGACAGCUCCUGCUCUGACUCUGACAGUCCUGUAGACUUCAGCUCCAGUGAAGACGACGACGACCACAAGGCGGAGGAGGAAGACAAAAUGUUCUCGUCCAAAUUUCUUAGCGGGGCCAACCCCCUAAAUGCUGUGUCUUCUGCUGUAAACAAGUUUGGCCUGUUUGGAGAUGAUAGAGAAGGAGAUAAAAAAACAUCUCCUCAGCAAGGAAGGAAAACAUCUGGAGAACAGCAGACUGGAGCCGUUCAUGGAAAGAAGACUCAAGAGCAGGGUCCCAUAAAAUCAAGCCAAGGCCCCUCUAUGCAAAGGUCCCAGCCUCAUCCUCAACAAGGUUCCCCACAGCUGCAGGGGAAUGGACAGACUGGACCCACAAACAAGUCUUCAGAGCAACAGGCUUCUUCAAGUAGAGUGACAGAAAAUCUCAAAACACAACCCAAGGGUCCACCACCGCAGGGUUCACCAAAGCCUGGAGCUCAGCAAGUGGCUAAGAGUGGAGCACAACCAGAAUCUCCCAAAGUACCACCAGACAGACAACAGGUUCCACCGAAGACAAAAGUACAACAAGGCUCUGCUAAAACUGGUGCACAACAGCAAGAAUCUACAAAAACGGGAGUACAGGGGUCCACAAGGGUUGGGUCAGAAUCAGAAAAGCAACAACAGCAGUCACCAAAAAUUGGACAGCUAAAACAGGAGCCGGCAGAACAACAGCAGAAAGGAACCAGAGCCACACCUCAGCUCCAGUCUUCUGAAAAACAACAAGGUGGUAAGGGUCCAGGCACACCUGACAUGACUCUAGCAGGGUCUCCAUCACCGGGAGCAGCCAGAGCCAGAUCUCAGAAAGCAGUUUCUAAAACCCUUUGUCCAGUCUGUAACAUGGCUGAACUCAACAUCCAUGCCAAGGGGCCACCCAAUUAUAAAACCUGUACUCAGUGUAAAACUGAGGUGUGCAGCUUGUGUGGCUUCAGCCCUCCAGACUCUGAAGGUCACGAGUGGCUUUGUCUUACCUGCCAAGUACAGAGAGCUCAAGGAUCUAUCGAGCCUCCAAGACCUCCUGCAAAAAAGACCUCGCCAAGCAAAAUUUCUCCUCCACGAACCGAGACCCCGUCUCCUGCUGAACCCAUUAGAAAAGAAAGGUCAGCACCAGGUUCACCGCAAAACAUGCAGUCGAAGUCAAUAAAAGCUCCAGCGAAGGAUGAAGCUGAAAAGGGACCAGAAAAGCUAAAGCAUGUCAGUCCAGCAUCUCCUAAGAAAAUGACACCUGAGACUCAGAGAAAACCAGAACCUCAAAAACCACAACUGAGCAGUCAAACUGGACAGACACAAAGUGGUGCCCCCUCUGCUACCCACCAGGCUUCAGGAGGAAUUUUUGGUUUCGGUGGGGCUAAAAAGGAACCUGCAAAGACAGAUGAGUCAGUAACUGGGAAGAUGUUUGGUUUUGGUUCCUCAAUUUUUAGCUCUGCAUCUACUUUGAUAGUAUCGGCUGUUCAGGAUGAACCGAAAACCACACCACCGGUUUCUCCUAAAAUGCAACCUGCAAAGGACACUAAAGCAGCUACUGUCCAAACCUCGGAGCAAGGAAAAAAGCAGCAUCCUUCUCAGGAGGUUAAAGCUCAAUCAGCAGGCCAGGGUGCAUUGGGAAGGUCCUUGGCAGAGGCUCCAAAGGCAGCUUCAACCCCCCACAAUGCUCCUGAACAACGCCAAUCUACUUGUCCAAUCUGUAAAAUGGGGCUCAACAUGGGCUCAAAGGAUCCUCCCAACUACAGCACGUGCACUGAGUGCAAAAGCACAGUCUGUAAUCAAUGUGGAUUCAACCCAAUGCCAAAUGUUAAAGAGGGAAACGAGUGGCUUUGUCUAAACUGCCAGGUGAAACGAGCUGCUGGGGGAGGCGAACCACAGAAAGACACAUCGGCUAGCUCAUUUAAAAAAUCAACAGCAGCACAGUCCGCAUCUCAAAAGACUUCUGUGCAAGGCUCUCCUCAGAAAAAUGUAUCAACACCACCAAUGCAGCAUGCCAAGGCUGAAGGUCUAGACAGUAAUAAAGAGGUGAGGCCAGCUGCUGGUCAGGAAACACCAAAGGAGGGACAAAAGGCAGGGCCUCAGAAACAAACAAAGCAAACAGUUCUGACUGCACAAAAGCAGGAAACUGCCACAACUCAAGAGUCUGCAAGUUUUUUUGGUUUUGGUGGUUCUAGAAAAACUGAUGCCGCAAAACCUGGAGAAUCGAUGACUGGAAAAAUGUUUGGCUUUGGCUCUAUUUUAAGCUCUGCUUCCACUUUAAUUACUUCAGCUGUUCAAGAUGAGCCCAAAAUUACACCUCCAGCGUCGCCCAAGGUGUCAACUGCAAAGGACUCUAUAUCUCCCACUGUUAAGAAACGAGAACAAGACAAGAAAUCACAGGAGCCAAAGCAAGCCACGGGUCCAACUCCAGUGGCGCCAAAAACAGAAAAAGCUUCAACCGAACCGCCAAAUAAAGCCUCAGCUUCACCUGUUGUUUCUAUGAAAGUUGGUGCAACCUGCCCCCUGUGUAAAGUACAGUUCAACGUGGGCUCUAAAGAGCCCCCUAACUACAACACUUGCACUGAGUGCAAAAGCACUGUUUGUAAUCAAUGCGGAUUUAAUCCCACGCCAAAUGUUCAGGAGGUGGAGUGGUUAUGUCUCAACUGUCAGGUGCAGAGAGCACUGGGGGCAUCUGAGCCUCCAGGAACUCCCAAGAUGAACCUACAGACUGUACCAAAUAAAGCUGCUAGUGCCCAAAAGAAGGAAACUCCCUCUCAACAAAAAGACAUUUCAAUAACUGGAAAAUCUAAGGAGGCCUCACCAUUAGGCUCCCCACAAAGGAAACCCUCCAAACUAGCUGAGCCAUCAGCAAAGGGUGAAAGUGAUAAAGAGUCUAGAAGUUCAGAUGCUGGUCAGAAAAUCCCACAGCAAGGUCAGAAGUCAGGACCCCAGAAACCAUCAGACCAAACAAGCAAAACUGGACCAGAGAAGAAACCUCAGUCUGAUAGUGCAAAAGUUGCUGAAUCACUUGGUGGAAAAAUGUUUGGCUUUGGUUCUUCCAUUUUUAGUACUGCGUCUACUAUGAUAACUUCUGCUGGACAAGAUGAAUCAAAAACAACGCCCCCUGUUUCUCCUAAAAUGCCAGUUGCAAAGGGAACAACCAAAUCACCCUCUGUUCAGAAACACGAGCAGGAAAAGAAACCACAGCAGAGUCAACAACCCAAGACCUCUCCAAUGCUACAACCUAAAGUAGAAAAAGGACCACGAGAGCCUCUGAAGGAUCCAGUGGCUUCAGACGCUCCAAAGGCAGGCCAGUCUACCUGUAUGCUCUGUAAGACAGCACUCAACUUUGGUUCAAAAGAUCCUCCCAACUACAACAAAUGCACAGAAUGCAAGAACACUGUCUGUAACCAGUGUGGAUUUAAUCCAAUGCCAAAUGAGUCAGAGGCUAAAGAAUGGUUAUGCCUAACUUGUCAGAUGCAAAGAGCUCUUGGUGCAUCUGAACUCACAGGGCCUCCCAUGAAACCACAAAGCGCAGCUAACAAAACAUCUCCAUCUUCUAUACGUCAGAAAAUAGCUCCCACUGAAGAGGAAAAUCAAAAGAAAGAAUUAUUCAAAUCUGAAGCAAAAACAGAAGUCCCGGUACCUGUUUCAGUUGUAAAGAAGGGGAUCCUCACACCAGGUUCUCCUCAGAAGACCCACAGUGUAGCACUAACGCCUGGAACUAAAGCUGGUACAGAACCACAAGGUGAAACUAAAUCUGUCCUGACUGUUAGUCAGAAAACACAGAAACAGACUGACCAGCCAAAUCAGCUUGAACAUAGAAAGGUUACAGAUGUACAGUAUGAAUCUGAAAAAUCCCAUAGUGGUUCUAAUGCAGAACCAGAUGUUUCAAAAACAACCGAGUCACUGAGCGGAAAGAUGUUUGGAUUUGGUUCCUCCAUUUUCAGCUCAGCAUCCAGUUUGAUAUCGGCUGCUGUUCAGGACGAUUCACAGAGUACACCACCAGGCUCUCGUAAGAUGUCUGUUCUGUCGAACCUUUCUCCAAAAAGUUCACCUGCAGCUUCUCCUAAAAUAUCACCAGCAAGGGAGAGAAAAACUCUUGCUCAGAAACCAGAGCUGGAGAAGCAAUCUGAUGAGUUUCCCCCAAGCAAAGAUGGCAAUGUUUCACCACAGCCACCAAAAGUCUCUCAAACUGGUCCAGAUGUAGACCAGACCACCUGUCCACUGUGUAAGGUUGAGAUGAACAUUGGCUCAAAACACCCUCCUAACUACAACAUCUGCACCAAAUGCAAGACCACUGUUUGUAACCAGUGUGGAUUUAACCCCAUGCCUGUUGGAGAGGUCAAAGAGUGGCUUUGUCUUACUUGUCAGAUGAACAGAGUAGUUGGAACCUCUGACCCUCUGGGACCUCCAAAUUUAAAGGCCCAAACAUUACCCAGUAAACUUCCCAUAUCUGCUCCUGCUCAGCCAAAGGAUUCCAAACUGAUUGCUCCUCAAAUGAAGGAUGGUCCAGACUCUGUGGAACAAACAAAGGAGCUCUCUAAGGUCAUCUCCCCCCAGAUAAAACAAUCUGAAGCUGAUGCUGCUUCACUUAAACAAACCAUAGAUCAAAAACCACCAGAAGAAAAAAUGAAAGCAAUUCAAAAGAAGCCGCCUGAUCAGCCAAGUCAACCUGAACUCAAAUUGAGCAACACUACUCCUGCAGUACAGCGAGAGUCAGGAGGCUUAUUUGGUGUCAGUGAUUCUAAAUCUCACCCUGAAGCAACAAAGACAGCAGAUUCAGUGAGUGGGAAGAUGUUGGGAUUUAGUUCUUCCAUGUUUAGCUCUGCCUCUUCUAUGAUGUCAGCUGUUCGAGAUCAACUGAAUACAACUCCACCGGUUUCUCCCAAGAUGUCCCCCAAAAUGUCUCCUUCAAGGGAAUCUAAAUUGUCCACUCCACAGAAAGUAGAACAGGAGAAUAAACCAGAUCAACGUCAACAAGCAGAUGGUGAACCAUCAGUAAUGCUGAAACCAGAUGAAAUCAAAUCUCCUGCCUCCCAGAAGCAUGAGCCACAGAAGCCAUCAUUAGAGACAAAAACAUCUCCAUCACUACAACCUAAAGUGGACAAAACGCCAUCAGAAACUUCAAAGCCAAAAGCUGGUCCUCAAACAACGGUCAAACCAGACCAAUCCACCUGUCCACUAUGUAAGUGCAAACUUAACAUGGGCUCCAAGGAUCCACCCAACUACAAUAACUGCACUCAAUGCAAGAACACCGUGUGUAACCAAUGUGGAUUCAACCCCAGGCCAAAUGAAACGGUGGUUAAGGAAUGGUUAUGUCUUACCUGCCAGAUGCAGCGGGCCCUGCAAGUGACUGACACCUCAGAAGUGGCUUCUCUCAAAUCUCAGACGUCUACAAAAUCCCAAAAGACAGAUAUCUCUAGCACAGACAGGGCUGGGAAAAAAGAACUGCUAGCGCCACAGUCACCUCAAAGGAAAAUGUCUGCAACAGCACAGCCAGAAAUAUCUGAGACUGCUAACAAGUCAGUUGUUCAGAAGCAAGUCAGCCCAGUUCCUGCUCAGAUAAAAGCACAAGAGCCACAGAAAAUAUCAAGUCCAGAUAGAUCACCUGGCCAAACAAGACAGACUGAACGCAAGCAAAGUAAUGCUACUGCAGUAUCACAGAAAGAUUCAGGAGGUUUUUUUGGUUUAGGUGGUGGUAAAACUCAGCCUGAAGUGGACAAGUCAGCAGAGUCUGCAAAUGGAAAAAUGUUUGGCUUUGGUUCCUCUAUUUUCAGCUCUGCAUCUAAUUUGAUUACUUCAGCCAUUCAGGAUCAGCCCAAGACUACUCCACCGGUUUCUCCUAAAAUAUCCCCUGCAAGAGAGAUCAAAUCUCAUGCUGACCAAGAAAUGAAGAAACCAGAGCUUGAUCAAACCAAGACAACGGAUGUGACACACACCAAAGUGGACAAAGCUCCACCUGAGCCUACAAAGAUGAUGGAAGUCUCCCAAUCUGCUGUCAAACCAGGCCAGUCCUCUUGUCCACUUUGCAAAUCUGAACUUAACAUGGGGUCCAAAGAUCCACCCAACUACAGUACAUGCACUCAGUGCAAGAACACAGUCUGUAAUCAGUGUGGAUUUAAUCCUAUGCCAAAUCAGUCAGAGGCAAAAGAGUGGUUGUGUCUUAACUGUCAAAUGCAGAGAGCACUAGGAGCUUCUGAGCCUCCAGGCCUCCCUAUGAUAAAACCACAGCCUUCACCAAGCAAAGAGGUCCCUGCCACAAUACAGAAGAAAGAAACUUCAAUUACAGAUUCAACACAAGACAUUUCUAAGCCAGUCACACCUAGUAAUGAGCUUGAUAACAUUAUUAAAGCCAAAGAAACUUCUAUCUCUGCUGUACCAUCAAAGGAGUUUACACCUACAGUUGCUCCAUUGCCUGACAAAGCUGUUUCUUCCACUGUUACAAAGAUAGACAUUUCACCAGCCUUACAAAAGCCACCCUCUGAAAUGCCUAAAGGACAAACCGAUGUAUCACAGAAAGAGACAGAAAAGGGUCCAACUCCUUCUAAGCCUGUUCUUCCGCCAGAAACAAAAGCUGUAGAGCCACCACUACAAAAGCCUCCUAAAGAGAUUGCUGCAUCGGAAAAAUCGGUUCCUUCACAAGGCCUAAAAGAAGAAAAGCCAUCAUUAAAACAGCAUCCAAAAACUGGAACCUCUCCAGCUAAAUCUGUUCCACCACAAGUUCAUCCUGCAAAACAAGAGUCGGGGAGUUUCUUUGGCUUUGGCCGACCCAAAACACCACCUACUACAGCCAAAUCUGCAGAGUCUGUGACGGGGAAGAUGUUUGGCUUUGGUUCGUCUUUCUUAAGCUCUGCAUCCACUUUGAUAUCUUCAGCUGUGCAAGACGAAUCUAAGAGUACACCACCAGCUCCACGUAAGAUGUACGCUACAGACAAAGCCACUCCUGAGAUGACACCACCAGCUUCUCCUAAAACAAUACCUGCAAAGGACACCAAACCACCUGCUGUGCAGAACGACGAGAAAAGGAAACCAGAGAAACUGGAGCAGGAUAAGAUUCAUUCAUCAGAACAAUCCAAAGUGAGCAAGCCCCAAUCAGAGCUCCCAAAACUACCAAUAAAAGCCAAAGAUGUUUCGAAAGCAGUCGAGUCAGUCUGUCCACUCUGUAAGGUCAAACUCACCAUGGGCUCCACAGAUCCACUCAACUACAAGACUUGCACAGAAUGCAAGACCACAGUCUGUGUUCAGUGUGGCUUUGACGCAAUGCCUACUACAUCAGAGGUAAAGGAAUGGCUUUGUCUAAACUGCCAGAUGCAGAGAGCCCUGGGAGCACCUGAGUCUGCAGGUCUUCCUGCUCUAAGACAAGAGCCCUCACCAAGCAAGUUGUCCCAGCAGAAGGAAAAGCCUACACAAUACAUACAUAUCCAUAAAGAGGACACUCCAGCAGCUCUGAACAAAGAAGAAACCUUGGAAGAUAAGGCCUCAUUGCACAUUCUGGACAACUGUGUGUCGGGAGCUAAUAUCCUGACUUCUGUCAUUGUGAUGGUCUAG
Molecule: messenger RNA, 7844 nt
Organism: Nematolebias whitei (Rio pearlfish)
Lineage: Eukaryota; Metazoa; Chordata; Actinopteri; Cyprinodontiformes; Rivulidae
Product: protein piccolo
Exons: 11
Coding region: 384-7844 (2486 amino acids)
Biological process (GO): protein localization to synapse; presynaptic active zone assembly
Cellular component (GO): GABA-ergic synapse; axon; cytoskeleton of presynaptic active zone
Molecular function (GO): structural constituent of presynaptic active zone; metal ion binding
Source: RefSeq, a predicted model, not a curated record